GCGGCGCAGACGGGAAGUUGCGGCUGCCAGCGAGGCGGACUGGCCGGUAGGAGGCCACACGCCACCCCGAGGCUGCUUAGGCCGUGCAGAGGGGACGUCGCGGCGUCAGCCCGGGGUCGGGGGCACCGCAGACCGGGAAGCAGCGCGAGGAUCUGUGGGAGGAAGGCAGGCAUGGUCGGCCCCACUGAAGUGACACGAACCCAGACACAGGAGGCGUCUGGCUCCAAGUUUUCCAGCCAGUAGAACAGCCAAACUGGAGCCCAAGGCCAGGUGUCCUGGCUCCCAGCGGGGGUCUGCCUGCACCAACCAUGAGUCGCCUGCUAUGGAAGAAGGUGGCCAGCGCCACCGUCGGGCCAGGGCCGGUUCCAGCCACGGGACGCUGGGUCUCCAGCUCCGUCCUCGUCCCCGUCCCCAGCGACGGGCAGCCGCAGCCGUCCUCGGAGGGCGGGCAGCUGCGGCACAGCCCGUUGCACAUCCAGAUGCUGUCGCGAGGGCUGCACGAGCAAAUCUUCGGGCCCGGCGGGGAGAAGCCCGACGAGGCCGCGGUGCACCGCAGCGUGGAGCACCUGCAGAAGCACGGGCUCUGGGGGCAGCCAACCGUCCCCUUGCCAGACGUGGAGCUGCGCCUGCCGCCGCUCAAGGGGGGCAACCUGGACCAGCACUUCCGCCUCCUGGCCCAGAAGCAGAGCAUGCCUUACCUGGAGGCGGCCAACUUGCUGUUGCAGGCCCAGCUGCCGCCCAAGCCCCCCAGCUGGGCCUGGGCGGAGGGCUGGACCCGGUACGGCCCCGAGGGGGAGGCCGAACCCGUGGCCAUCCCCGAGGAGCGGGCCCUGGUGUUCGACGUGGAGGUCUGCUUGGCAGAGGGAACUUGCCCCACAUUGGCGGUGGCCAUAUCGCCCUCGGGCUGGUAUUCCUGGUGCAGCCAGCGGCUGGUGGAAGAGCGCUACUCUUGGACCAGCCAGCUGUCGCCGGCUGACCUCAUUCCCCUGGAGGCCUCUGCUAGUGUCAGCAGCUCCACCCAGCGGGAUUGGCAGGAGCAGUUAGUGGUGGGGCACAACGUUUGCUUUGAUCGAGCCCAUAUCCGGGAGCAGUACCUGAUCCAGGGCUCCCGCGUGCGCUUUCUGGACACCAUGAGCAUGCACAUGGCCAUCUCGGGGCUGAGCAGUUUCCAGCGUGGCCUGUGGAUGGCCGCCAGGCAGGGCAGGCGCAAGGCCCAGCAGCCCGCACCGCGAGGCCAGAAGCCCAGGAGCAGAGCCGGCGGCCCAGCCAUUUCAUCUUGGGACUGGAUAGACAUCGGCAGUGUCAACAACCUGGCAGAUGUACACAGCCUCUACGUGGGGGGGCCUCCCCUGGAGAAGGAGCCUCGGGAACUGUUUGUCAAGGGCAGCAUGAAGGACGUCCGUGAGAACUUCCAGGACCUGAUGCAGUACUGCGCCCGGGACGUGUGGGCAACCUACGAGGUUUUCCAGCAGCAGCUACCACUCUUCUUGGAGAGGUGCCCUCACCCAGUGACUCUGGCUGGCAUGCUGGAGAUGGGCGUUUCCUACCUUCCUGUCAACCAGAACUGGGAGCGGUACCUGACUGAGGCACAGAGCACCUAUGAGGAGCUCCAGCGGGAGAUGAAGAAGUCACUGAUGGACCUGGCCAAUGAUGCCUGCCAGCUGCUCUCAGGAGAGAGGUACAAAGAAGACCCCUGGCUGUGGGACCUUGAGUGGGACCUGCAAGAGUUUAAGCAGAAGAAAGCAAAGAAGGUGAAGAGGAAGGAACCAGCCUCAGCCAGCAAGUUGCCCAUCGAGGGGGCUGGGGCCCCUGGGGAUCCCAUGGAUCAGGAAGAUCCUGGCCCCCCCAGCGAGGAGGAGGAGCUUCAGCAAGAUGUCACGGCCCGUGCCUACCUGCAGCAGCUGAAGGGCACCACAGAGCUCCUGCCCAAGCGGCCCCAGCACCUCCCUGGACACCCUGGGUGGUACCGGAAGCUCUGCCCCCGGCUAGAUGACCCUGCAUGGACCCCGGGCCCCAGCCUCCUCAGCCUGCAGAUGCGGGUCACACCUAAACUCAUGGCACUGACCUGGGAUGGUUUCCCUCUGCACUACUCAGAGCAUCAUGGUUGGGGCUACCUGGUGCCUGGGCGGCGGGACAACCUGGCGAAGGUGCCGGGGGCCACCACCCCGGAGUCGGCUGGGGUGGCCUGCCCCUACAGGGCCAUCGAGUCCCUGUACAGGAAGCACUGUCUGGAACAGGGGAAGCAGCUGGAGCCCCAGCAGACAGGUCUGGCCGAGGAGUUCCUGCUCACCGACAGCAGUGCCCUGUGGCAUACGGUGGAAGAACUGGGCUGCUUAGACGUGGAGGCUGAGGCCAAGAUGGAGAACCUGAGCACUGCAGUGCCUUGUAGACCCCCAGCUCUGCCUGCUGCUUGUGGUCCCAAAGGCAGCCAGCCCUCUUAUCACCAUGGCAACGGACCUUACAAUGAUGUGGAUCUCCCCGGCUGCUGGUUUUUCAAGCUGCCUCACAAGGAUGGUAACAGCUAUAAUGUAGGCAGCCCCUUUGCCAAGGACUUCCUGCCCAAGAUGGAGGAUGGCACCCUGCAGGCUGGUCCAGGAGGUGCCAGUGGGCCCCGUGCCCUGGAAAUCAACAAAAUGAUUUCUUUCUGGAGGAAUGCCCACAAACGCAUCAGCUCCCAGAUGGUGGUAUGGUUGCCCAAGUCAGCUCUGCCCCGUGCUGUGACCAGGCACCCUGGCUAUGACGAGGAAGGCCGCUAUGGGGCCAUCCUGCCCCAGGUGGUGACUGCUGGCACCAUCACCCGCCGGGCUGUGGAGCCCACGUGGCUGACUGCCAGCAAUGCCCGGGUAUGCAUGGAGGGUGGCGUCCUUACUUGCAGGCCCCAGGCCCCUCCUGGCUAUGUCCUUGUGGGUGCUGACGUGGACUCACAGGAGCUGUGGAUCGCAGCUGUACUUGGAGAUGCCCACUUUGCUGGCAUGCACGGCUGCACGGCCUUCGGGUGGAUGACACUGCAGGGCAGGAAGAGCAGGGGCACCGAUCUACACAGUAAGACAGCUGCCACGGUAGGCAUCAGCCGCGAGCAUGCUAAAGUCUUCAACUAUGGCCGUAUCUACGGAGCGGGGCAGCCUUUCGCUGAGCGCCUGCUCAUGCAGUUCAACCACCGGCUCACGAGGCAGGAGGCGGCUGAGAAGGCCCAGCAGAUGUAUGCGGCCACCAAAGGCCUCCGCUGGUAUCGACUGUCAGAUGAGGGCGAGUGGCUGGUCAGACAGCUGGACCUCCCUGUGAACAGGACUGAAGAUGGCUGGAUUUCCCUGCAUGAUCUGCGCAAGGUCCAGAGAGAAGCUUCAAGGAAGUCACGCUGGAAGAAGUGGGAUGUGGUUGCUGAGCGAGCAUGGCUGGGAGGCACAGAGUCAGAAAUGUUCAAUAAGCUGGAAAGCAUCGCCACCUCAGACAAGCCACGGACCCCGGUGCUGGGCUGUCGCAUCAGCCGGGCGUUGGAGCCCUCUGCUGUCCGGGGGGAGUUCAUGACCAGCCGUGUGAAUUGGGUGGUGCAGAGCUCUGCUGUGGACUACUUGCACCUCAUGCUUGUUGCCAUGAGAUGGCUGUUUGAAGAGUUUGCCAUUGACGGGCGCUUCUGCAUCAGCAUCCAUGACGAGGUUCGCUACCUGGUGCGGGAGGAGGACCGCUACCGCGCGGCCCUGGCCCUCCAGAUCACCAACCUCCUGACCAGGUGCAUGUUUGCCUACAAGUUGGGUCUGAACGAUUUGCCCCAGUCGGUCGCCUUUUUCAGUGCAGUCGACAUUGACCAGUGCCUCAGGAAGGAAGUGACCAUGGAUUGUAAAACCCCUUCCAACCCAACUGGGAUGGAACGGAGAUACGGGAUUCCCCAGGGUGAAGCACUGGACAUUUACCAGAUAAUUGAACUCACCAAAGGCUCCUUGGAAAAACAAAGCCAGCCUGGACCCUAGCUCUGCCUGGAGGCUCUGAAUUUGCUCCCGUGGAGCUUCGUGGGGGUGUAGGCUCCCAAACUCAGGCUUUCAGCUGUGCUUUCUGCAAAAGG
This is a messenger RNA of Castor canadensis (American beaver), 4057 nucleotides long. Lineage: Eukaryota; Metazoa; Chordata; Mammalia; Rodentia; Castoridae. The record is from RefSeq and is a predicted model, not a curated record.